Messenger RNA from Asterias rubens (European starfish), 6329 nucleotides. RefSeq lists its product as uncharacterized. Gene Ontology annotation, molecular function: G protein-coupled receptor activity; protein binding. Bases 201 to 5999 code for a protein of 1932 amino acids. The record is from RefSeq and is a predicted model, not a curated record. Lineage: Eukaryota; Metazoa; Echinodermata; Asteroidea; Forcipulatida; Asteriidae. Gene Ontology annotation, biological process: G protein-coupled receptor signaling pathway. Gene Ontology annotation, cellular component: membrane. The transcript is spliced from 28 exons.
GGGUGUUCGUUGAUGCAUGGAAGAAUAGCCUCCAUGGUUGAUGGCUGAAUGGGGAACUGAGCGUUGGAUGUUGACUCAUGACUGUUACAACUGAAGUAAAUGAGAACAUAGACAAAUAAACUUGGAUAUACUCCUUCGCAUGUAGAGAGCUAGCUCAAAAGAUCAGAGUUGAUGACGUACAUGUGCACCAAGUAAUUAACAUGGAAGGCGUUCAGUUACGUCUCCUUCUGGUGGUUUUUGCAUUCAUCUUGUGCGGAUGCAUGAUCUCCGCCCAACUGUGUCCGACUGUCGCCUUACGAUUAGUCAGCAUUAAUACUACCGAAGCCGUCGUGGUAUCCUCAGAUGAAAUAGACAAGCCACCUGCCAACUGCACAUCAGCAACCUUUGAUCUGAAUUUCAUCAUCAAUGAUAUUGGUUUCCUGACGUCCAUAGACAUUCUUGAACUUCGAAGCGACCAUCCAGAUCUGGAGCUAGUGGUUGAGUUUUUUCCAUUUGAUUACGAGUGGCCUAAGUUUGUCGUGCAGGAGAACACAUACAGACGUUUUAUUCUUGGAGCAGAAAACCCGAUGCCCAGAUUGCGUUUGGCGCUCAAUAGGAGAGUUGGGGAGAGUCAUUUAAAUGGCAGUUACAGUUUUCGAGCUCGAGUGUCGUUGACCAGCGAGGCAGAUUGUGGAGAUGACUUUAUUUGCCAGCCGGACUACAGCUUGAAAGUUUGCCUUCACCCCAGCGCGGUAUGUGAUGGUCAAGUUCACUGCGACAUGGAUUACUCCGACGAAAUUAACUGCGAUUAUUGCGGACGGACAAACUUUGACCUCGAGAUCAACAAAGAGGUCAGCAUUCAGAACCCAGACGUCACAUCGUAUAUUUGUGUUUGGCAGUUCAAAGCACCACCCUCAAGCCGGAUGCUACUACAGUUUUCUACCUAUGACUUAGUGUACUCGUCUGUUUUCGUAGUCUCUUUAUCAAACGUUACCGUUGAUGAUGCUUUAAACAGUUAUGGCAUGAGCAUUCCCGAUUAUAUCGUCUUUUAUCCAGAGGGAAAUAUGGGCGGACCAAGUGUCCCCAGAGACAGGGCAGUGAGAAAUGAGUCUAUUUGGGUGAUGCUUGCGCACGCCAACCACGAGGAUCGUCAGUCAUCGUCGUCGUCGGUCUUUAGUCUACAUGUAACGGCACUAAAUGAAAGUGUCACGUGUAGCGGAGAUGAGUUUCUAUGCGACACUGGCAUUCAGUGUGUAUCGAACAAUGCGAGAUGUGAUGGUCUGCCCAACUGCGAUGACUAUUCUGAUGAGAUAGGGUGCAGUGAUAUGUGCCAACCCAUGGAGUUUGCGUGUAAGCAUUAUAGUGUGACUGAGUUUUGGCUGUGUUCCUCUCCAAUCAUCAUUUGUGAUGGCAUGAAGCAAUGCAACAAUCUGCAGGAUGAAAUUGGUUGUGCCCCAUCAUGUGGGAGUCACGUCAUUCAACUACAACAAGAUCAAACCCAUCAGCUGCUUUCUCCAAAUGCUCCAGCUUCAUAUUCUAACAACACCAACUGCGUCUGGUUCAUCACGGCGCCUCAAGGAACUGCAGUUUUAAUCCAAACGGUGAAGUUUAACAUCUACGAUGCUAUUCUAAUGGUUGGAAAUGGUCGACUGGUCGACCAGACUCGUAUUAUUUGGGAAAGGACGGGAGGGACAGCACCCCUAACUGCUUCAUCAGAGGGGAACAAAGUCUGGGCGACCUUGGAGGUUAAAAGAAAUUAUCUUGUCGAUGAUGCUCACUUCAUUCUGGAAUUAUCAGUACUUGAUCAGUUAGUGAACUGUUCUGGUGAAUACGAAGUCGCAUGUAGGAGCGGGUACCAGUGUAUCAACGAAUCUAAUGUAUGUGAUGGCAUCUUUCAUUGCUGGGAUAAAUCUGAUGAGCUAUCAUGUGGUCAGUGUGACUCCGGCCUACAGUGUGAAACAACUGGGGACCAAGGCUGUCUUCCGGAGAGGUAUAUCUGUGAUGGAGAAUUUCACUGCCAAGACUUUGUUGACGAGAUAUCAUGCUCAAGUUCAUUUUGUGGAAGUGAGAGAUAUAUCAGUCUUGAAGACUAUCCAGAUAACACGUAUAACAUUUCAUCCCUUGAAACGGGAUUUCCACCACAAACUGCCUGUCUCUGGAUAUUCACCGCAAGGCCCGGAUACAGGAUUCUUCUCGACGUGAAACACCAGAACUUAACCGAUGUCACCAUUACGACUGUAGGGAGUGGCGUAGAUCCAACAAUUGAGUCAUCUCAGCUGGGGUCUUUUGGCGGGUAUUCACCACCGCUGUCGAUCGCCUCCCUUGAAAACUCAAUGUGGGUGACUUUCCAUGUUGUAUUCAUUGUAGGAGGGCAAGGAGGACCAUUGUGGUAUCAAGUAAGCGAGUACGACGACUCCAUCCCCUGUGAGGAAGGACAGUUUAAGUGUGAGAGGUCUAGUCUGUGCAUACCUGCUCGCUUCCAGUGUGAUGGCAUCGCUAACUGUGCAGACCUCAGCGAUGAGAUAGGUUGUGAUAUCUGCAACGGUCAAUCAACAAUCAAUAUUACCGACAACCAAGUUCAUAUUUUGCAAGCCAACAUCGAGGAAGACUCGAUCAAAUUUCCCAACGGCAAAUUGUGUAUUUGGCACAUUUUGGCGUCCGUGGGACACCGCAUACAACUCACCAUCGUUGAACUGGACUUGAAUGUAUUUGGAACAGACUUCGUUUUCAGCGACGGGACUCGGUUUACAACAGGCGGGGACAGCUUCUACCAGAAAAAUGUUGGAGUUUCAACGAUAGCUGUAACGUCGAAAACAAACAAUAUGCUGGUGUUAUUAUUGCCCACUUCCAGCUACAGCACUCGGUUUACCGUGGAACUGGAGCAGUUUGAACAAUUGGAAUGUGGGGAGGGUGAUGUUGUCUGUCCGUCUGGCCUGGCUUGCAUACCUGAACAUGAGGUGUGUGACGGUACACCACAGUGCCCGCUACUAGGCGAUGAGGUCGGCUGCGGUAAUUGCAGCAGUGAGGAUUACCGGUGCGACGAUGUAUGUAUUAGCCGAAUGCAAAGAUGCAAUGGACUCCAAGAAUGCACAGACUUUUCAGACGAGUAUAAUUGUUUGCCAUGUGGGAAAACUGAAAUUGAGUUGCAGAACGGAACACAAACUUCGUCGCUCUUGUUAUCACCAAAUUAUCCUGAGAACUAUCCGAAUGAUCUUGCGUGCUUCUGGCGCAUCACCGCCGACGCAGACGCAGUAAUUUCCAUUGAAUUUUCCCUCCUGGAUUUGGAGCAAAACUACGACAACCUCAUCAUUGGCAACGGGGCCCAUGCCAGCGACGAGGCUUCCACCAUUGUGACGUUAACGGGCAAGUUCAGCAGCGUCCGUGUCCUGACACAAACUUCAGAAGCCUGGUCGCAUUUCAAAAGUGAUGGAUCUAUAGCCAAACAGGGAUUUUCAUGCACGAUAUCGCAAAUAAAUCCCAACGGAACAGGUGUUUGUCGAAGCGAUGAGUUUUCUUGCGGGGAAACUACAGGUGGCACUGUCUGUCUUGGCAUGGAGGAAGUGUGCAAUGGUUAUGCUAUUUGUAAAGAUCAAUCUGAUGAGUUGAAUUGUGCUAUUGGCAACUGUGGAGGCCAGGUUAUUCGUGUCUUCGACGAGCAAGUCAAUUUAACCUCUCCUGCGUUUCCAACCCAGUACCCGUCGGAUACUUUCUGCACCUGGCAAAUCAUUCAAGGCUGGCCAGCUCCACUGAUCUUUAGAGUUGUGGAGUUCGCUCUCGAAGACGGAUAUGAUUUCGUAACAUUUAGCAUCGGGGACUCCCCUGGUUUAAUAGAAGUGUUCACACUUACUGGUACAAAUUCCAAGAUUAAGAGUCUUGUCUUUGAAGCCUCUGUCUGGGUAACAUUCAUCAGUGACUCGUCGGUGGCUUUUCGGGGAUUCUACUUCUUGAUAUAUCAUCUCGAUGAAGAUUAUGAAGCUUGCCAGUAUGACGAAUUUGAUUGUGGCAAUGGGCUCUGCAUCGACUUGGCCGCCGAAUGCAACGGUUUCAACGAUUGCCGAAAUAACCGAGACGAGUAUGAUUGCGAUGAUGUUAUGUGUCCCGGUGCAUACAAGUGUGACAAGCCUUUUGUGUCGUCUGAUUUGCCUGUUUCAUCAUCGUCCACGUAUUCAUCGCCCGGGGUAUCCAUGCCGUCGACACAGGGCUCCGGUUCAGGUAGCAUUUCUUUCUCGUCAUCCUCCUCGCCAUCACAAGAUGGUUACGGCAGCUCUCGAUGCGUAUCUGCAGCGAAGGUCUGCGAUGGCAAUUUCGAUUGCCCUGCGAUUGACGAUGAAACUGAAUGCGAUGUAAAAAAGUGUCCUCCCGAUUGCGAAUGUAACUACCGAGAGGGUGAUUUGAACGUCACAUGCGCAAAUGGAUGGAACAGCAACAGCACACUUUUGUCAGGAGUCGCCGUGACCACAAAGUUGCUGCAACUAUCUGGAGUAAACAUAUCUUCGCUUGAACCAGGAACUUUUAAGGCAUUGAGGAAUCUUAAAGUGCUGUCUUUGAAGAACAACCUUAUAUCUGAAAUAAAACAAAGCACAUUUGCGAGUCUGGACUACUUAUUGUGGUUAGAUCUGUCCAACACGUCGCUGGUUGAGCUGCAAGAGAAUACAUUUCUAGGAAUGCCCAGCCUAAAGGGGAUAACCAUCUUUGAUGUUCCACUGGAAACAGUUCGAGAUCAUGCAUUUCUUGGACUAAGUCAAUUGGAUACUUUAAUUCUUGUGCGCCAAGACAACAAUUUACCACGACUGAAGUUUGAACAUAAAGCAUUUGACGGUCUUGUGAAUCUUAAAAGCUUGUACGUAGAUGAUCACCGUAUUUGCUGUUUCUUCAAAGAUAAAAACGUUGAAUGCAAGACGCUAGAACCGGAACCUCCCUUGUUCAUGUGCAGCAAUCUCAUGCCAAACCUCGUCUUAAAAAUCUUCAUGUGGAUCUUGGGGAUAAGCGCCCUCGUCGGCAACAUCUUCGUCAUGAUCUGGAGAUGCCGCGAAGAGACAGCAGGUCGAGAUAGUCGGAAAGUUCACUCGCUUCUCGUGUUUAACCUCGCCGCCUCCGAUUCUCUUAUGGGCUUGUACAUGAUGAUCAUUGCAAUUGCAGAUGUGCAUUUCGGUAACACUUAUUUCGAGCAAUCUUCGGAGUGGCAAACAAGUGUCCCUUGCAGGUUAGCUGGCUUUAUUUCCAUUGUUGCGAGCGAAGCUUCGGUGUUUUUCUUGACUCUUAUUAGCAUCGAUCGAUUCCUCUCCAUCGUAUUCCCUUUUAGCAGGAGACACAUUCGUCCCCAGAUGGGUCGCAUUAUUUCCGCUUUGAUAUGGAUUUGCACCCUGAUUGUCGGCGUGGUUCCCACCAUACUUGCUUUUGAUUCGAGCUCAGAUUUAUAUGGCCUCUCUGACGUAUGCAUUGGGUUACCACUGAUGACGAAAGUGGCGCGAUAUGAGACAAGAAGCCAGACAAUUGAUGCGGGUGGAGUCGCCAACAUAACCGUUGAAAUACCAUACGCUGCUGAAUAUCGCGCCUCUUGGUUUUUCUCUAUCGCGCUUUUUCUUGGCGUCAACCUGCUCUGUUUCGCUGUGAUUCUCAUAUGCUAUAUAUGCAUAUUUGUUAGCGUCAAGAUGUCAAUGAAGCGAGUUCGACGUCACAAAAGUAGGGACGAUGAAGUUCGCAUGGCAAUCAAAAUGGCGGCAAUAGUCAUGACUGAUUUCAUCUGUUGGAUACCAGUGAUAGUCAUGGGUAUCCUGUCUCAAAGUCGCAUCGUGGAGAUACCACCAGAAACCUACGCCUGGGUUGUCGUCUUCAUCCUUCCCAUAAACUCCUCCCUCAAUCCGUACCUCUACACCAUCUCAGAUCUUUGCUCCCAGCGCCGACGUUCUGCUUCAACCCGGAAGAGGGACACCUCCAAAUUGUCAAAUACCGAGAACAAAAAUAGCAACUCUAUGGAUACUGUUUUUACUAUUGAUGUUGCGACGAGCAAACACGAGUAACUAAUAUUGUUUAAACAAUUGUGCAAAAAUUUAGCCUCUGUGUUAACCUUCCAUUGAUCGGGUCCCAAUUUUAUAGAACUGCUUUCGCACAAAACAAUGCUCAGCAGGUUGGGAGCAAGACUUAUCAGGAUACAAGCCACAGAUUGUACAUGGUAGUUUGGCUGUUCUUACUGUGGUUUGUGGUUACAAACCUUUUUGUGUCAUCUAUUUCUGAAGCUGCUCUAUGAAAUAGGUUCCUUCUAUCAUUUUGCAAAUUCUAAAAAUUAAUUGUUUGGUUUAAAGGCAGUGGACACUACUGGUAAUUACUCAAAAUAAUUAUUAGCAUGAAAC